Fonsecaea nubica is the source of this 633-nucleotide messenger RNA. RefSeq lists its product as hypothetical. The transcript is spliced from 2 exons. The record is from RefSeq and is a predicted model, not a curated record. The coding region runs from base 1 to 633 and encodes 210 amino acids. Lineage: Eukaryota; Fungi; Ascomycota; Eurotiomycetes; Chaetothyriales; Herpotrichiellaceae.
AUGACACUGCUUGUCUCGGCGGCGCCAACCUGCAUCAACGGUGUGGCUGUCAACCCCUCCGUCUGGCGUUCUGCGUCAGAACAGCCACAGCCGAACCAAAGAAAGGCUACUACACCAGGGGUCACAGAGCCAAUUAACGAAGUACCAGUAGAGGAAAGCGAUCGCGGCGACGGCUACUUGGGCCAAUCCAUCGUGUACAACAAUUGCACCUUCACCGUGCACAGCAACAUCCCCCAGGAGAUGCUGUCGCACCCCUUCGCUCACGACCCGCGCUUGGGCGUCAGCUGGAAAUUGUGGCGGACCGACGUCGAGAACACGUCGCCCGUCCAGUUCGAGUGGACCUGGCACGACGCCUUGCAGCGAACCUGGUACGAUCUGAGCAUGAUCAACGCCGGAAACGCCGGGUGGCUCAGCCCCGUGGCCCACAGGGGGGAACCCAUCGUUGGCGAUGAGGAUGGACUGGGCGCCUACGUCGGCAAGGUCGCCAUCAAGCACGCCUUCAAAGUCGAGGGCAUGACGUUGGUCCCGGAGGUCGUCGGAGGCAACUGCGUGCCACUGCACUGCGCGUCUGGAGAGGCGUAUUGUACGGCCUCGUACAAUGUGCACAACGACUGGGGCCAGCAGCAUGACUGA